Molecule: messenger RNA, 3251 nt
Organism: Nanorana parkeri
Lineage: Eukaryota; Metazoa; Chordata; Amphibia; Anura; Dicroglossidae
Gene: IWS1
Product: IWS1, SUPT6H interacting protein
Exons: 17
Coding region: 73-2919 (948 amino acids)
Biological process (GO): poly(A)+ mRNA export from nucleus
Cellular component (GO): nucleus
Source: RefSeq, a predicted model, not a curated record
AAGUGCGGCGGCCCUUUGUAAGUGGCACUUAGGGUGGGCGCCUAGAAUCGUGGAGGUCAGAGAAGCCGAGCCAUGGAAGCGGAUUAUUACAGCCCCGAACACUCGGAUGAUGGUGGUGCAACACCAGUUCAAGAUGAGCGUGACUCUGAUGAUGAGGGAAACGAUCAUGAACAACAUGGGUCAAAUGGUGAAAGUCCGGCACGUCAAUAUGAGAAUGACCACAGCGAUGAAGACGUGAAAGGAGGUGGCAGUGGGUCUGAGAACGAAGCCAACGAUUCAGAAGAAGAUGAACAUAGGGAGCGUACCUCUAGCGAUGUAGAGAACGGUAGCUUUAAUCGUAAUGCCAGCGACUCUGAAAAUGAAGAAGCUCAAAAUCAUGUUGCCAGUGAUUCAGACGAUGAGCCAACCAGACAUAAAGGCAGUGGUGACGAUGGUACUCCUGUGAAAGGAGGAGCCAGCGACUCAGAGGAAGAGGUACGAUCUAGGCAUUCUGGAAGUGAUUCUGAUGAGGACACACCCAGUAAAAAUGAAGCCAGUGAUUCUGAAGGCGAGUCUCGCACCAAGCAUGUGGCUAGUGACUCAGAAGAUGAGGCUCCCGCCAAGCGAGCCCAUAGCGACUCGGAAGAUGAGACACCCACCAAGCGUGCCCCUAGCGACUCGGAAGAUGAGACACCCACCAAGCGAGCCCCUAGCGACUCGGAAGAUGAGACGCCCACCAAGCGAGCCCCUAGCGACUCAGAAGAUGAGGCACCCAUUAAGCGAGCCCCUAGCGACUCGGAAGAUGAGAUGCCCACCAAGCGAGCCCCUAGUGACUCGGACGAUGAGGCUCCCAUUAAGCGAGCCCUUAGCGACUCAGAAGAUGAGGUUCCCACUAAGCGAGCCCCUAGGGAUUCGGAAGAUGAGGCUCCCAUCAAGCGAGCAGCUAGCGACUCAGAAGAUGAGGCUCCUGCAAAGCGAGCAGCUAGCAAGUUAAAAGAUAAGGCUCCUCCAAAGCGAGCAGCUAGCAAGUUGAAAGAUAAGGCUCCUCCAAAGCGAACAGCUAGUGACUCGGAAGAUGAGGCUCCUGCAAAGCGAGCAGCUAGCAAGUUGAAAGGAAAGGCUCCUCCAAAGCGAGCAGCUAGCAAGAUGAAAGAUAAGGCUCCUCCAAAGCGAACAGCUAGUGACUCGGAAGAUGAGGCUCCUGCAAAGCGAGCAGCUAGCAAGUUGAAAGAUAAGCCUCCUCCAAAGCGGGCAGCUAGCAAGUUGAAAGAUAAGGCUCCUCCAAAGCGAACAGCUAUUUUAAGUGACUCAGAUGAAGCUCCCACCAAGACAGCAGCUCUUGAUUCAGAGGAUGAGCCUCCUACCAAGGGACCGGCUAGUGACUCUGAAGAUGAAGCUCCUGUUAAACCACAUAGCAACUCCGAAGAUGAUACACCUGCUAAGCAAGCUGCCGACAAUUCAGAGGAUGAGUUUCCAAGGAUUAAAAGAAAAAUAGUUUCAUCCGAUGACAGUGAUGAAGAAGAGGAAAGAAAACCAAAAAACAAAAAGAAAAGGUCACCACGACGCAGAUCUGGAAGUGAUGAUAGUGGGAGCGAGAGAGGAAAGAAAAAGGCAUCUGACAGCGAAGAAGAAAAUGUGUCAAAAAGAAAAAACGUGAUUUCAGACAGUGAAGAUGACGAGGCUGCUGCUAAGCCAGCCAAUAAAAAGAGCCGUAUGCUCUCGGAUGGGGAAGAUUCUGACAGCGAAUCCGAAUCCAAGAAAACUCCUCAGAAGAAGAAGGUGAUGUCAUCUGACAGCGAGGACGAGGACAGGGAUAAAUCCAAGGAAGAGCCAAAAAAUGCAGAUAAUAAAAUGUUUGGUAGCGACAGUGAAUCUGGGAAUGAGAAGGAAGAAAAUCUAAUUGCAGAUAUUUUUGGGGAAUCUGGGGAUGAAGAGGAAGAAGAGUUUACAGGUUUUAACCAAGAGGAUCUGGAAGGAGAAAAGACAGUGGCUCCAAAACCACAAGCAGAGGAAGAGUCUGACUCUGACGAUGAUAGGAAAUCCAGUAAAAUGGGUGACUUCAAAUCUGACUUUGAGAUGAUGUUAGAGAGGAAGAAGAGCAUGGGUGGUAAGCGGCGGAGAAACCGGGAUGGCGGCACUUUUAUAAGCGAUGCAGACGAUGUAGUGAAUGCUAUGAUUAUGAAAAUGAAUGAGGCGGCAGAGGAGGACAGAAACCUCAACACCACCAAGAAGCCAGCCCUAAAGAAACUAACCCUGCUUCCCACUGUAGUAAUGCACCUUAAAAAACAAGACUUGAAAGAGACCUUUAUUGACAGUGGUGUUAUGUCUGCUAUUAAAGAAUGGCUCACACCCCUUCCUGAUCGUAGCUUGCCAGCCCUAAAGAUCAGAGAGGAGCUGCUAAAGAUCCUGCAAGAGCUGCCUAGUGUAAGUCAGGAAACUUUAAAACACAGUGGCAUUGGCAGAGCGGUUAUGUAUCUGUACAAGCAUCCAAAAGAGUCAAGACCGAACAAGGAUGUUGCUGGAAAGCUAAUAAAUGAAUGGUCACGGCCUAUCUUUGGGCUGAGCUCCAACUAUAAAGGGAUGACCAGGGAGGAGAGAGAGCAGAGAGAUCUGGAGCAAAUGCCACAGCGUAGAAGAAUGAGUAGUUCGGGUGGCCAGACACCAAGGAGAGACCUGGAUAAGGUGUUGACAGGAGAAGAAAAAGCAUUAAGACCCGGUGACCCAGGUUUCUGUGCUCGUGCCCGUGUUCCUAUGCCUUCCAACAAGGAUUAUGUAGUCCGACCAAAGUGGAAUGUGGAAAUGGAAACUUCUCGGGGAGCUUCAAAGAAAGGAGUAAGUCGAUUGGACAAACAGAUGAGGAAGUUUACAGACAGCCGUAAGAAGACCCGAAUUGGCCAUGCUGUGAAGAUCAGCAUAGAGGGGAACAAGAUGCCAUUGUGACACCCACUGUUCUCUUAUGUGUCAGGAUAGUGCUGGGCCUCUUCAUGAACUCUAUGUUGGCCCCAUUGUACUAUCACUAAAUUGGACUCUGUGGAGCCUUUUGCAAUAUUUUUAAUGCAUUUUUCCCUCCCCCCUAAACCUCCCCUGUAAAUGUGUUCUAUUCCUUGCAGGAGACCUGUCUUCUCCUGUGCUUCCCCAGUCAUAGAGAGAACAAGGUCCCCGUUUGUGGGCCUUAUUUAAUGCUGUUUGUACAGAUUCAUUUCUCUUCGUACCUCAAUAUCUGGAUUUCGGACAAUAAAAUUCUCUCUUGGUUUUUCUAACUUUGUCGUAAG